Molecule: messenger RNA, 2140 nt
Organism: Acomys russatus (golden spiny mouse)
Lineage: Eukaryota; Metazoa; Chordata; Mammalia; Rodentia; Muridae
Gene: Gpr107
Product: G protein-coupled receptor 107
Exons: 18
Coding region: 34-1692 (552 amino acids)
Biological process (GO): clathrin-dependent endocytosis
Cellular component (GO): Golgi apparatus; membrane; clathrin-coated vesicle
Molecular function (GO): clathrin heavy chain binding
Source: RefSeq, a predicted model, not a curated record
GGAGAGGAAGCAGCUGGUGAUGCUGGAACAAACAUGGCUGUCCCCGUACCCCUCGGCGGCUCGGGCUCCUUCCGUCUGCGUCUGCUACCGCUGCUGGCGCUGCUGGAGCUGCUGGUGAACCCCGGCUUAAGCCGCGUCCACCACCUGGCGCUCAAAGACGAUGUGAGGCAUAAGGUCCACCUGAACACCUUUGGGUUCUUCAAGGAUGGAUACAUGGUGGUCAACGUCAGCAGCCUCUCUGUGAAUGAGCCCGAGGGAGCUAUGGACAAGGAUGAGGCAAGUAUCGGAUUCAGUCUAGAUCGGACCAAGAAUGAUGGCUUUGCUUCUUAUCUGGAUGAAGAUGUGAACUACUGUAUUUUUAAAAAAAAGCCUGUAUCUUCUGUCACUCUUCUGAUCUUGGACAUCUCCGGAAGUGCAGUCAAGGUCAGACCCCCAUCAGAAGCUGGCACCCAGUUACCAGAGAUUGUCUUCAGCAAGGAUGAGAAAGUCCUGAGUCGGAACCAGGAGCCUGCUGUCAGCUCCACCCCCGAAAACAGCAAGGCGCAGAGGACCCAGGAUGCCUCGAAGGCUAGAAGAAGUGCAGUGGAUUCAGAGGCAACGGCAGAGAAAUCCAUCUCAAUUCAUAAGAAUGGCGGGGCAGUUUCAUUUCAGUUCUUCCUUAACAUCAGCACUGGUGACCAGGAAGGCCUGUACAGCCUGUACUUCCACAACUGCCUAGGCAACAAGCUGAGGCCUCCUAACCAGGUCUCAUUCAGCCUGAACAUUGCUAUCACUGAGAAGAACCCUGACAGCUACCUCUCUGCCGGGGAGAUCCCUCUCCCCAAGCUGUACAUGUCCAUGGCCUUGUUCUUCUUUCUUUCUGGGACCGUCUGGAUUCAUAUCCUUCGGAAACGAAGGAAUGAUGUGUUUAAAAUUCACUGGUUGAUGGCGGCCCUGCCUUUCACCAAGUCUCUUUCCUUGGUGUUCCAUGCAAUCGACUAUCACUACAUCUCCUCGCAGGGCUUUCCGAUCGAAGGCUGGGCUGUUGUAUACUACAUAACUCACCUCCUAAAGGGGGCGCUGCUGUUCAUCACCAUCGCUCUCAUCGGCACUGGCUGGGCCUUCAUCAAGCACAUCUUGUCUGAUAAAGACAAGAAGAUCUUCAUGAUUGUCAUCCCGCUUCAGGUGCUGGCAAAUGUAGCCUACAUCAUCAUAGAGUCCACGGAGGAGGGCACGACAGAGUAUGGCUUAUGGAAAGAUUCUCUGUUUCUGGUUGACUUGCUGUGCUGUGGCGCCAUCCUCUUCCCAGUGGUGUGGUCAAUCAGACAUUUACAAGAAGCCUCAGCCACAGAUGGAAAAGCUGCCAUUAACUUAGCAAAGCUGAAGCUUUUCAGACAUUACUACGUCUUGAUCGUGUGCUACAUCUACUUCACCAGGAUCAUUGCCUUUCUCCUCAAGUUUGCGGUUCCGUUCCAGUGGAAGUGGCUCUACCAGCUGCUGGAUGAAACAGCCACGCUGGUGUUCUUUGUCCUGACGGGGUAUAAAUUUCGCCCAGCUUCAGAUAACCCCUACCUGCAGCUCUCUCAGGAGGAAGAUGACCUGGAGAUGGAGUCUGUAGUGACAACAUCGGGAGUGAUGGAGAGUGUGAAGAAAGUGAAGAAAGUGACCAAUGGUGCUGUGGAACCCCAGGGUGACUGGGAAGGCACUGCGUGACAGCGUGAUCUGAGGACGCACUGUCAACAAAACUAACUUAUUCAUAGCCCUGUCAGUGAGCAAGCGUGUUCCUGACAGAACUGUGGCAUCUCCCAACAGUGGCACCCUGUGCUAAUGGGGUGCCGAGUGCCCUGGACACCUACUUUUGUACUCUUAGGGAAUCUGGAUUGUGGUGGGCUGCAGGCAGCCAGAACUGUCCCUCAGUGAGGGUAGGACGCUUAGUGGAGGAGUAAAGGAGAGCCUAUCUGAUUUACCUUGCUAAUCGGGAGUCUGGAGUCUGUGCAGGGGAGCCCCCAGUGGCUGCCACUCAGAUAGGCUGUGGUGGUGGGGAGGGCGGGUCUGCCAUAGGCCACAGUGCUCUGGAGGCCAAGGGUUUAGGUCACUGCUUGGCCCAGCAUUUAUGGGUUCAAUUCCUAGUACCAGGGUUGGGGGAAAAAGAAGUUACUUU